Messenger RNA from Carya illinoinensis, 486 nucleotides. RefSeq names its product ankyrin repeat-containing protein NPR4-like. Bases 1 to 486 code for a protein of 161 amino acids. The record is from RefSeq and is a predicted model, not a curated record. The transcript has a single exon. NCBI's taxonomy places the organism in Eukaryota, Viridiplantae, Streptophyta, Magnoliopsida, Fagales, Juglandaceae.
AUGAAAGGCACUGCAACUUCUUGUACUGUUGUUGGCACUCUCAUCAUUACCAUUAUGUUCGCGGCAGUAUUUACCAUUCUUGGUGGUAAGAGGAAAGAUACAGGCUUGCCAAUCUUCAUGCAUGACAAACUAUUUCAACUCUUUAUAGUUGCUUAUUCUCUCUCGCUAUUUUCUUCUUCUACUUCAGUAUUGAUGUUUUUAGGAAUCCUCACAUCGCGUUAUGCAGAAGAAGACUUUCUUAUAUCCUUGCCCAAAAAGAUGAUUAUAGGCCUUUUUGCUCUCUUCUUCUCUAUUGCAACUAUGAUCAUAGCCUUUUCUACUGCUCUUUUACUCGUGUUAAGUGGAAAAUAUUGGAUUGUUGUUCCUAUCAUUGGAUUGGCUGGUGUUCCCAUCAUUGUAUUUGUAUUGAUGCAAUUUCGCCUUCUUAUUGACAUGCUUGGUUCAACCUAUGGAUCAAGCAUCUUUGAUAGGAAAAUGAAGCUUUGA